AUGGGAAACCGGGGGAUGGAAGACCUCAUUCCCCUUAUCAACAAGCUCCAGGACGCCUUCAGCUCCAUCGGGCAGAGUUGCAACUUGGAGCUGCCCCAAAUAGCGGUCGUCGGCGGCCAGAGCGCGGGGAAGAGCUCGGUUCUGGAGAAUUUCGUUGGCAGAGACUUCUUGCCCAGAGGGUCUGGUAUUGUCACCCGUCGUCCUCUUAUCCUGCAACUUGUUAACAACAAAGCAGAGUAUGCAGAGUUCCUCCACUGUAAAGGUCGUAAAUUUGUAGACUUUGAUGAAGUCCGUCAAGAGAUUGAAGCAGAAACCGACCGCCUGACAGGAUCCAACAAGGGUAUUUCACCCAUCCCAAUCAACCUCCGAGUCUACUCCCCUAACGUGUUAAACCUGACCCUCAUCGACUUGCCGGGAAUGACUAAGGUGGCUGUUGGAGACCAGCCUGUGGACAUUGAACACCAGAUCAGAGACAUGCUGCUCCAGUUCAUCACCAAGGAGAGCUGCCUAAUACUUGCUGUCACUCCGGCAAAUACUGACCUGGCCAACUCUGAUGCUCUCAAGAUUGCCAAGGAGGUGGAUCCACAGGGUCUUCGGACUAUUGGAGUGAUUACCAAGCUGGACUUGAUGGAUGAGGGGACUGAUGCUCGAGACAUUCUGGAAAACAAACUGCUUCCUCUCCGCAGGGGUUACAUCGGGGUGGUGAACCGCAGUCAGAAAGACAUUGAUGGGAAGAAAGACAUUCGCGCUGCUUUGGCUGCUGAACGCAAGUUCUUCUUGUCCCAUCCGGCAUACAGACACUUUGCAGAACGCAUGGGCACACCACACCUGCAGAAGACACUGAAUCAGCAACUUACCAACCACAUCCGUGAUACUCUGCCAGGGUUACGGAGUAAGCUUCAAAGCCAGCUGCUCUCCCUGGAGAAAGAAGUAGAAGAAUACAAAAACUUCCGUCCGGAUGAUCCUGCACGCAAAACCAAGGCUUUGCUUCAGAUGGUGCAGCAGUUUGGUGUGGACUUUGAGAAGUGCAUCGAAGGCUCAGGGGAUCAGGUGGACACCUCCAAUUUAUCUGGAGGUGCAAAGAUCAACCGCAUUUUCCAUGAGCGUUUUCCUUUUGAGCUGGUGAAGAUGGAGUUCGAUGAGAAGGAACUGAGGAAAGAGAUCAGUUACGCUAUCAAAAACAUCCAUGGAGUCAGGACAGGCCUGUUCACCCCAGAUAUGGCGUUUGAGGCCAUAGUGAAAAAGCAGAUCAUUAAGCUGAAAGAACCAUGUCUGAAAUGCAUCGACAUGGUUAUCCAGGAGCUCAUCAACACAGUCAGGCAGUGCACUAAUAAGCUGGGAUCAUAUCCUCGCCUUCGAGAAGAGACUGAGCGAAUUGUCACCACCUACAUAAGAGAGAGGGACAGCAAGACUAAAGACCAGGUGCUCCUGUUAAUUGACAUUGAACUAUCCUACAUUAACACGAACCAUGAGGACUUCAUUGGGUUUGCCAAUGCCCAGCAGAGGACGGCUGCAAAUGCAACAAAGAAACGAGUCAUGCCUAACCAGGUUAUCCGUCGAGGCUGGUUGACAAUCAACAUUAGCAUUAUGAAGGGAGGCUCCAAGGACUACUGGUUUGUCCUCACUGCCGAGUCCCUGUCCUGGUACAAAGAUGAGGAGGAGAAGGAGAAAAAGUACAUGUUGCCUCUCGACAACUUGAAGCUAAGAGAUGUGGAGAAGGGAUUUAUGUCCAGCAAGCAUGUCUUUGCCAUUUUCAACACUGAGCAAAGGAACGUAUACAAAGACUUGCGACAGAUCGAGCUGGCUUGUGAUACUCAGGAGGACGUCGAUAGCUGGAAAGCCUCGUUCCUCAGAGCUGGUGUUUAUCCUGAGAAAGACCAGCCCGACAAUGAAGAUGCCAUGGUUCCAGGUGACACAGUGUCCAUGGACCCACAAUUGGAGCGACAGGUGGAAACCAUUCGCAACCUUGUGGACUCCUACAUCAGCAUUGUCAACAAGUCCAUUAGAGACCUCAUGCCCAAGACCAUUAUGCACCUCAUGAUUAACAGUGCAAAGGACUUCAUCCACUCUGAGCUGCUGGCCUACCUGUACUCAGCUGGGGACCAGAGCAGCCUAAUGGAGGAGUCUGUUGAGCAAGCUCAGAGGAGAGAUGAGAUGCUCAGAAUGUACCAUGCUUUGAAAGAAUCUCUAGUCAUUAUUGGGGACAUAAGUACCACCACUGUUUCAACCCCUGUGCCUCCACCAGUAGACGACACCUGGAUCAAAGAAUCAAGUCCUCCUGCAGGAAUCCGCCCUACUGCUGCAACAGUCCCCCCGCCAAACCGACCCCCGGCGGUCAGGGGUCCCGCACCUGGUCCGGCCCUGCCCCUGAACCCCUCACCAGCAUUUGGCGCGCCACCGGUGCCUACACGACCUGGCCCACCGCUCAAUCAGUCCGGUUUUGAACCAAACGUUCCAUUGAUUCCCUCCAGACCAGCACGAGUGCCUCCUGCUCUGCCACCGGGCAUUCCAAGCAGAAGACCCCCGGCUGCUCCCAACAGACCCACCAUCAUACGUCCUUCAGAACCCUCCCUGCUUGACUAG
Messenger RNA from Nerophis lumbriciformis (worm pipefish), 2583 nucleotides. Lineage: Eukaryota; Metazoa; Chordata; Actinopteri; Syngnathiformes; Syngnathidae. The record is from RefSeq and is a predicted model, not a curated record.